UUGGAGACGAUCGGAGCAUCCCAAAACUAUCGGCACUUUUUCAGGUUUCGUCCCACUGUGUGGCGGUGACGUGGUGCUGCGAAACAAAGUCGCAUGUUUGACGUCGAUUUGAAGGAAAACGGCAUCGAACGGCAUCGCCGGACGAAAUGGACAUGAAAGUGGGGUCACAAUACUAUCUCACCACGGUGCCCGACCGGUUCGCAAAUGUUCGCAACUCGACUUAUCUCUUGUCAAAAAAGCGAGAGGGAAACGACUUCGGUUAUCCGAUGUACAGCAAAUUGGUUAUCCGCUAUCCGGAUAACCAGAAAUUUUGAAGUAAUCCGGGGUAAUUCUGAGGUAAUCCGGCGUAAUCCAAUGGUAAUCCUGGAAAUUUUUCGAUGUAAUCCGGAGGUAAUCUGUGGGUUAUCCGGGGUUAUCCCUAUCCGAUGUACACAAAAUUUCUCAGUCGUUUCCCCCUCGCAAAAAAGUCGCAGACGACGAUAUCCGCGAACAUUUGAAGACCCGCAGUUUUCCCAGUUUCGAUGGAAACCAAUUCCAAUGAAUAGAUAGGACUGCUUGAUUUUUGCCUUUCCAAAAACAUUUAAAACAUGUUUUUUUGAUCUGCAACAGCGGUAGGAGUGGCCUUUCUUGCGCAACCCCCGCAAAUUUUAUCAUUUUCUCGCGAAAUUGCUCUUCUUUGAGGUCCCUUAACGGCAAGUUGUAGUUAUUUGAGAUGCCAAAAAUGUUCGUAUCUGUAAAGAAUGGUCCUUCCUGAGUUCAGAAACGUUGGUCAUAUUCCUCUAGGACUCAAACGGCAAAAUCGGACUUACGUGCGACUUUUUCUGGUUUCGCCCCACUGUGCGGUGGUUCGACGGCGACCCCUGAUGGGUUCCUGGUAGCCCAGCAGUACCCUAUUGCAGUGCUGAAGUCAAAAGUCCCGGACAACCAAGUGGAAUGCAGCCAGAGGCCGAAGCUGUCUUGGCCUCCAGCUAAAAAUUUUGCUUUGAUGGACUCCUUGUGGUACGUCCUCGUAUCUCCGGAACCGCUUCUCCUAGAGCGUCAGCGACAUGAGCGUUGGACUCCAUGUGUCCUGCGGACCUCGAGGACACCACUUGGGACCACCUGGUUGGUGGCGACAACGGACUCAGACCAUCAAAUUUAGCAUAAGUUUUCAAAAUUUAAGCUUUUAGAGGUGCGCGAAUUAGACAUGUCUCUGACACUCUGACAAAAUUUACACGAGUGAAGCAGACCAGCAUAUAAACAAAGCCGGCACAAAUCCGAAGUUCUCUACCAAAGUCCCUAGUAUCCCGGAAAUAGAUCCGCCGCAGUCGCGUUUUGGAGCGUGCACACUUCACGACUUUUAACCCAGUGUAGCUGGUCUGCCGGUGUAGCGCCCAAGAGGUAGGCCACACCACCGCCUGCCCGCUAGAGGACAUUUCCCUUUUUUCCCGCAUAAUCGCGACUUUUCCCUCCGAUGCCCGCUGCUGACCAUCCAGCCCCCUGGCCCUCAGGUCAUGCCCGCCAGCGACAUAGCCCCGUCGGCAUCCUGGGCGCACCGGGAGGUCCGACGACGACCGCUGACGGGUUCCUAAUAGUCAAGCGCUACCUUAACACGAUGCUGAAGUCAAAAGUCCCGGACACCCAAGUGGAACGCAGCCAGAGGCCGAUGAUGAUUUUGGCCUCCGACUUAUAAGUUUCUUUGACGGACUCCUUGUGCCCAGUGAGAAAUGGCUCAUCGAAUCGACGUCGAUUCGCUGUCGACAACAUCGUCUGCUGGUCGAUGGCUGAAAGGUCGACAAAUCGAAGUCAUUUCGACGUUCGCGAAAAAUGGCAUUUUUUUGCAAACAAGUCGAAUUAGAUAGAAGAACAUCUCAAACUCGUAUUUUCUGGAUGAUUUCUUUUAAAAAAUUGAAAAUAUUAUAAUCGACGUCGUUUUGACGUCAAAUCGAUGUGGAUAGCUGACGGAAGAAAAUCGAUGUAACCUAGCCCCUUGUCUUGAUGGGUUUGAAUUUCCGCGCCUUCCGUGCUCAGCUCAGGUGCAGUGUUUAGCAGUUGCAAGGCAGGAUUUAAUAAGUGUGUUUUCCUACGUCAAAGUACGUCCAUAAAUUAUUAUGUUUAAAUCAGUUACGAAUUAGAGCUUUUCAGACCAAAGUAAAAGUUAAUUUGAAUUCAGUACCACGCUGUUUAGUCUCUCUGUUUGACCACCGAGAACGCGAUUCGACGACGCCAUUUUCAGUAAGUAGAGUCGCCGGGUGUAGGAAAGGUAAACAUUUUUACUUAUUUUUACUUGAGAUGUGAUCUGUCCUCAUGUCACUUCUUCAUCAAAUUUUCAGGUAGUCGAAAUUGGUGUAUUGAAAUUGAAGGAUGGCUGAUGACAACGAUCCUCAGUAUGCUCUUUUGGAGUUUCUGCAAAAUGUGGUGGCUGGUGAAAAGGCACUGGGCCUUGCUCUUGUCAAAUGGCUUUCCAAUAAGCCCGAUGGUUCUCUUGUGUGCAAAUGGCCACCUUUUGAACCCACAUUUGAGCAACUAAAGGCAUUUCUAAUGAAGAAGAAAGAGCCGGAGCCAGACUGGGUGGACCAUCCGUGUGUUCUAGUAAAAACGUACCGCAAUUUCCUUCAAGCUCAUUUGGGUUGGAAACACAGAGUAGAUGAAUCUGAUUACCACACUGAGACAGAGCUGGGUCUAGGGCAUCGCAAGAGGAAGCUACCCAGAAAAUUACUGAGUGCUCAAGAAGAUAAUUCAUCUGAAGACACCAGCUUAGUGCCUACAAAAAAAGUUGUGGUAAAAACUGGAUCAUCAAAAUCCUCAUCUCGUAAGGCUAGCAACUCGAAAACUAUGAAUAUUUCUCGCAAAGAUAGAGGCACCAAGGCUUCUUCAAUUGACAAUUUAAAAAUAGUUUUAGAGGAGAAAAAGAAACAAAAAAAUUUGGAAAAGACCAAAGUUAUUAAUUUCGUGCAAGAGAGAAGGUUCCAGGAAGAUAUCGACCUGAGCCAAAAUAUGGAGGAAGAAACUGAACAAGAACUGUUCAAUGAAGAAAAUCCACAAGGCGAGAGAAGAAAGGAGGAAGGGAGGGUCGUACAGAAAGAAAAAGAGGGAGAAGAUAAAGUGAACACGAAAAGUAUUGAAGAUGAAGAUCAAGCCCAAAAAAUUGAAGAAGAUAAAGCCAGAAAGAAAAAAAAUGAAGAAGAAGCUAAAAAGAAAAAAAUUGAAGAAGAAGCUAAAAAGAAAAAAAUAGAGGAAGAAGCAAAAAAGAAAAGAAUUGAAGAAGAAGCUAAAAAGAAAAAAAUUGAAGAAGAAGCUAAAAAGAAAAAACUAAAGGAAGAAGCAAAAAAGAAAAGAAUUGAAGAAGAAGCUAAAAAGAAAAGAAUAGAAGAAGAAGCUAGAAAGAAAAAACUUGAAGAAGAAGCUAGAUGGAAAAAAGUUGCAGAAGUAUUACAGAAAAAAAAAGAGGAAGAAGAGAGAGAGGCUCAGAAAAAAAGAGACGAAAGAGCCACAAAGGAGGGAAAAUUGCAUGAAUGUCUUGAGAGCGAGAACGAUGGCAGGGCACCCAGUGGCAGUGAAACAAGCGAUGGAGAGUAUGAUUCAGGAUCCACAUCUGGGAGUUCUGAAGAGGAUAAUGGAGAAACCACAACUGUGAGUGAUGAAGAGGAUGAUGAAGGAAACACCACUUUAAUUAGUGAUGAAGAGAAAGAUCAGCAGGAAAGGACUAGUUCUCGCAAUGACUCUGGGCUCAGUGGAGAAGAAUUAGAAGAUCAAGAUAUUUCAAAAGUUAACUCGAGUUCUCGGUUCACAUCUGAUGCUCCCAUAUUAAGUCCAUUUGAAAGACAAGUUCUGUCUGAACUGAAAGGACUACAUCAAAAAGUAAACACAGUGAUGACAAACCAAGCAAAGCUAAACUUGCACUUAUUGCCUGGCGAAAGAGUGAUUUCCAGGCCCGAUGGUAUGCCAGGAACCCCGGUUAAAACCAAGAAAGAACUGGCAGUUCUGGAGAGGUUCUUAGAGAAUUCGGAGAAUGUCACUAGUUUGUCUAUUAUGCUUUCCUGCUUUGUCAACAAGGAACCAAAUAAAGAAUAUAAAUCUGUGAUGAGGGUACUCAGGAACGUGAUGGACAACGCUGUUGCAAAGUAUUAUAGCUUUGAUGGCAAAGGUGUCAAACGAGGCUUUAAAGAAUUAAAGUUGUGGCAAUCAGUCCAAGGUGCUGUACUAUCUAAAGUUGAAAACUCCGAUCUGCAAGAAGCCGAAAGGGCUGCCAGGUCAUGGCUUCGUAAUGCUCCUUACAGGAAGCAGGGAGAUGGAAGCAAAAGUAAGAGAGAGGCCUCCAAAGAUGAACAGCACGGUGAAAAGAAAAAGAAGAAGAAGGCCAAGAAAAAGAAGUCAUCCUAAAAAUGAAUGUAGGCUUUAUUGUACCCAACUUGUCACCCUGCAAGAUUUUUUUUAGUUUUUAAAUUUUAGGCCUAGAAGUGAUUUUUGUCUGGCCAAAUAUAGAUGAUCUCAGUUUUGCUUGGUUUGUCACAAUAAGGCUUGGACAAAAUAAGCAUGUAGGUGUUAAUCUUUACAAUUGAAUUAUCGAGAUUAGGCUUAUAGUACAUAUUUGGAAGCCAUUAAAUGUGUUAUGUUGCCUCCUAAAGGGAGAACAUGAAAAAGAGUUUAUUGUUUUGUUGUCUUUUUAAAGGUCUGGAUCAAAAUCUCAUUUUGUAUAGUUUAAUUGAAAAAGCUACUUGCUACUUUUGUUAAGCCCUUAUGUGUUCAUUUCUGUAGGGUGUGUUAUUUCAGCCAUUAGAUAGGGAAUUUCUUGUGGACUAGACCCACUCCAGUGUCAGUUCUAGUUUUUGUUCUAGUCGCUUUAUGUUCUAGUCUUUCAAUACUUUAAAGAACCCUGAGCUCUUGAAAUCCUUGUCUAUGUAUGCAAUACAAAUAAACAAUUACAAUGAAAACUC
Molecule: messenger RNA, 4916 nt
Organism: Thrips palmi
Lineage: Eukaryota; Metazoa; Arthropoda; Insecta; Thysanoptera; Thripidae
Product: caldesmon-like
Exons: 6
Coding region: 2344-4362 (672 amino acids)
Source: RefSeq, a predicted model, not a curated record